AUGAAGUGUACAGAUUGUGGAUCUUUACAUCUCGACUCCAGCGAUGGACCAACAGUAUGUAUGGACUGUGGUGGUGUCAUGGAUGAGUCCAAUAUUGUUUCUGAUGUUCAAUUUGAAGAGACAGAUCGUGGAUGUCGUGCAGUUGGACAAUUUUUAUCGUCAGAGUCUCAAGCAGCCAAUUUUCAUAAUUUUGGUAGUGCUUUUCAUCAUGGAAUGAAACAACCAUCACGAGAAAUGACUCAAGCUAAAGCAAGACGAGGAAUUCAAAUUUUGAGUAAUAGUCUUAAUCUUAGUCAUCAAACCUUGGAAAAUGCUUGUGUUUAUUAUAAUAUGGCAUUAAAAAGACAUUUUACCAGAGGAAGAAAAAAUGCAUUGAUUUAUGCAGCUUCAGUUUACAUAGCAUGUCGAAUGGAAGGAACUAUGCAUUUACUCCUGGAUGUUGCUGAUGCAAGUGAAGUAAACGCAUUUGAAUUGGGUAAAACUUAUCUAAGAAUGAUGCAAACACUUAGUUUGACUGUGCCAAGUCUUGAUCCUAGCAUUUUUUUGAUGCGAUUUGUCAAUUCUCUUGACUUUGGUGAUAAAACUCACAUUGUUUAUACUACAGCCAUGAGGUUGUUACAAAGAAUGAUGAGAGACUCAAUUCAUACAGGUAGACGUCCAUCAAGCUUAUGUGGUGCUGCCUUAUUAAUUGCAGGCCGUAUGCAUGAUUUUAAUAGGACUAUUGAUGAUAUUAUUAAAGUUGUUCACUGCCAUCAUGCUACAUUGAAAAAACGUUUACUGGAAUUUAAAGAUACACCUUCUAGUAUGUUGUCUAUUGAAGAAUUUAUGACAGUUGAUUUAGAACAAACCCAUGAUCCUCCAUCAUAUAGAAUUGCUAGAGCUAAAGAUAAGGAGCGUAUUGAUAAGUUUUUUGAAACUAAUGAUAAUGAAAAACUAAUUGAUGAAGUAAAAAGUGCUAUUGAAAAAGAACUCAACAAAAAAAAGAACACUAAAGUUUUUGGUGUUAACUUAGCUGAGAUAGAACGUGGAACAACUGACUUGGUACCUAUUUCUAAUCCCGUUAAUACAGGCCCUUCACUAGAAAUUAUGGGCUUGUCAGAAAAUAAACAUACUUAUGAAGAUGAUGAUGAAGAUGAAGCUAUGUAUAUUGAUGAUAUAGAUGAAGAUGAGAUAGAUUCAUAUAUAUUAUCCAAAGAUGGGCAUCAAAUGAAAAAAGAUAUGUGGAUGAAAAUGCAUGGAUCAGCGUAUAGACAAAUACAAAUUAAUAGAGUUGAAAGAGCCAAAAAUCCCAAAGUGAUCAAAGCCAAAGAAAAAAAAGCUAAAGAUUCAUUAAAAACACCAGCAAAAACUGCAGCUGAAGCUGUUGAACGUGUUUUGAAAAAGAAAAAAUUGUCUUCAAAAAUUAACUAUGAUAUUUUGGAUAAUAUUGACAGUUUUGUAAAUGCAGACUCAUCAUCUUUACCAGAACUCCCGUAAUAAAUAUAAUUUUAUAAUAUAUUGUGUAUAAAUUGUUUUUGUAAUUUAAAAUAUAGUUUUUUUUUUUAAUGGAAAUAUUGAGUUAGAUUUAAAUUUUGAUGCUUUAAUUUAUAGAAAAAUUUU
Messenger RNA from Daktulosphaira vitifoliae (grape phylloxera), 1599 nucleotides. It is a transcript of the gene Brf, whose product is annotated as transcription factor IIIB 90 kDa subunit. Bases 1 to 1476 code for a protein of 491 amino acids. Gene Ontology annotation, molecular function: RNA polymerase III general transcription initiation factor activity; TBP-class protein binding; RNA polymerase III type 3 promoter sequence-specific DNA binding. NCBI's taxonomy places the organism in Eukaryota, Metazoa, Arthropoda, Insecta, Hemiptera, Phylloxeridae. The record is from RefSeq and is a predicted model, not a curated record. The transcript has 2 exons. Gene Ontology annotation, biological process: transcription preinitiation complex assembly; DNA-templated transcription initiation; transcription by RNA polymerase III. Gene Ontology annotation, cellular component: transcription factor TFIIIB complex; nucleus; transcription preinitiation complex.